AUGUUUAAAAGCUCAGUGUACCCAGCGUUGGAAGAAGUAAAAGACCCACUCUCAAAGCAACAGCUUGAGAUCCUCAAGAACCAACUAGAUUCAGAACAGCCCACGCCCUCCCCGCAAACGCAAUUCAAUUAUGCCUGGGGCUUGAUCAAAUCGGAUCUGUUCAAACAACAACAGGAAGGAGUGGCUAUCCUCGUGGGACUAUACAAGACUGCGCCGUCGUUGCAGCGAGAAGUGCUAUAUUAUCUCAGCUUGGGCCUGUUCAAGACGGGCGAUUACACUAACGCCAAACGGUAUGUCGAUAGGUUGCUCGCGGAUGAGCCGGAGAACUCGCAGGCGAAACAGUUGCGGGAAAAUAUCGAUGAUAAGGUCACGAGGGAAGGGUUGAUUGGCAUUGGCGUUGCUGGUGGGGUGUUGGCUUUGGGGGUGGGCAUUAUCGGUGCUUUGGUUAGAAGGAAUAGGAAAUGA
Messenger RNA from Lodderomyces beijingensis, 465 nucleotides. NCBI's taxonomy places the organism in Eukaryota, Fungi, Ascomycota, Pichiomycetes, Serinales, Debaryomycetaceae. The record is from the annotation of a GenBank genome assembly.